AUGUUCGAGAUUGCUGUUGAGGAAAAGAUUUUUCUUGUUCAACCAAUCCAAGCACCCUCACGAUUUUGGGAGCUGCAUAUUGGCCAAGUGAUGUUACACGUCAAGUUCAAAGUCUUGUCAAAGACGGCAGUACCCUUGAAUUCAAAGCCAUGCAGCAAUGACGUUUUUGGAGAUACUUGGCGUGGGCAUACAAAAAGCUUGCUUAUUGUUUAUCGGUAUGGCCGCAAUACACCCCAGAUGAAAAUCGCAGCAGAAAACUCGUGUAUUUCUGUGUCCAUUCGCGAGCCACAACCGUAUGCUGAUCUUAUUGACCCACAGAACCUCCUGGAAGAUAGUGAUCGUUUUGCUCUUGUUUCUCUCAAUGGAAUGUUUAUCUCCUGUGACUCUCAAUUGAAGCUUGUUGCUGCCGGAACAACAGCUGAACAAGGCUGUAAGCUCAUUGUUAGAAAAGAUAUUUCUACCAGUCCGUGUUUCAAAAUGCAAAAUGAAACCGGCAAAUUCUUUACUGUUGGGGAUGGCAACUAUCUUUAUGCCACAGGUAACAAAUUAUUUUUGUUUUAUUAUUUCCAUAAUAAAUUUAAUUGCUGUCAAUCAAAAUAUAUUUUCUCACAAAGCUUGGGUAUUAUCUUACAAUAUGUUAUCGGACUGCAAUGCCAUGGAAUAAAAGGAUAUGGUAAAUUUUAUUGA
Molecule: messenger RNA, 687 nt
Organism: Paramuricea clavata
Lineage: Eukaryota; Metazoa; Cnidaria; Anthozoa; Malacalcyonacea; Plexauridae
Source: the annotation of a GenBank genome assembly